CCGUCGAUCCACGGGAGCGCACAGGAGGCGCGGAGCCCUGCGUAACGCAGAUUUCACGGCCACCUUCCAGCGCAGCCUCACUGGGGACACAAGUUGUGGAAGAGAAUUUUAAAAAGUGACGCUUUAAGGAGCUUUAGAGGAGGGAAAGACACGCGGCAAGAUAAGCCGAGAAAGAUGUGGAGCUUUUUAACGCGCGUCGGGCAAGUUUUGCGCCACUUGCUGCUGUGGCACGGGCGCGGUGAUUAUCUCAAAGUGCUCCCACUUUGAGUGACUUUUUUUUCUUUCUUCUUUCUGAAAAGACAGGAGUAUGAGGUCCCCUGACAUGCCAUGUUUCCCGCGUUGUGUCCACACGCUCAGGAUUGCGACUCAUGGGAUGUAGUAAAUGGAGAGCUGCGUUCAACUUUGGACACCUGAAGGUGCAGUCCAAGCUGUCCGUCUUCUUUACCAUGAUCGUUCUCUUCACUUACCUCUUCUACUGCCUCAACGGAUACUGUGACUCGCUGCCCAGGCCCGUGUACAACCAACAGACUGACCUUCAAAAUAAAAUCGUCUCCAACGAUGGACACGGCGCGUCACUGGAUCAGCUCGGCGCGCACCACGCGUCUCCGGCGUCGUUCGUCCGGGAGCAGCUGCCGGACCUGUCGAACAGCGAUGCCCCGUCCAACAAUAUCUCUAUAGCCAAUAAUUUCGGCAGCAAAAAGUUUCCUCAAGCCGUCAUCAUCGGGGUGAAGAAAGGUGGCACCCGGGCGUUGCUGGAGUUCCUGCGCAUCCAUCCGGACGUGAGAGCCGUGGGCUCGGAGCCGCACUUCUUCGAUCGCUUCUACGACAAGGGACUGGAGUGGUACAGGAACCUGAUGCCUCGUACACUGGAGGGUCAGAUCACCAUGGAGAAGACCCCGAGCUACUUCAUUACCAAGGAAGCCCCCCGACGUGUGUUCUCCAUGAGCCGCCACACCAAGCUCAUCGUGGUGGUGCGUGACCCAGUAACCCGAGCUGUUUCUGACUACACCCAGACUCUGUCCAAAUCUCCCGGGCUCCCGUCCUUCCAGAACCUGGCCUUCCGCAAUGCCACCACGGGACUCAUCGACACCUCUUGGAGUGCAGUGCGCAUCGGCAUCUACGCCAAGCACCUGGAGACCUGGCUGCGCUUUUUCCCGCUCUCGCGCUUCCUCUUUGUGAGCGGCGAACGCCUUGUGACGGACCCAGCGGGUGAAAUGGGCCGUGUCCAGGACUUUCUUGGGCUCAAGCGUGUGGUGACGGACAAGCACUUCUACUUCAACCAGACCAAAGGUUUCCCCUGCCUCAAGAAGCCGGAGGGGAGCAGCAGGCCCCGCUGCCUAGGGAAAUCAAAGGGCAGGCCCCAUCCCCAGAUCCCGACCGGGGUCCUGCUUAAGCUGAGAGACUUCUAUAGACCUUUCAAUCUCAAGUUCUACCAAAUGACCGGUCACAAUUUUGGCUGGGACUGAACGCCUAUUCACCAGAGCUCCUAUAAAACAUAGAACUCGUGUUCAGCCUACUUCCAAGACCAGACGGGGCUAUCUUGAAGACAUCAUGUGUUACCAAAGCUUUUACUGUGCAAAAUAAGGUAUUUCCUUUUACUCUUAAGCUACGAAUGCAGGAUCUGCCAAAACAUACUCCUGACUUCCUCCGGUCUGACCAAGUUUGUUAGAGCUUCACUCCAAACAAAAGCUGGUGAGGAGCACUGGCUGUGGCUUACGUUGUGGCAGUGUGACGGGCCCAAGGCAGAUUGAAGCAUACUGCUUCAUUUGCUUCAAGUGGGAACUUCCAGAAGUAUGCAAUAGCUCUUAUUGGUGUCCAAAACACUUAACAGCACAAGGUCUGUAUUGAAAAUAACGCCAGAAAGAAGCCAAUGUGGCAAAGAGGUGCGCCUGAAGUUAAAACAAAUGGCAUUAGAGUAACAAGUCUCGACAGCCGGGCAAAGCUACGAUAAAUCAAAUGACACGUUGGAGCUUUGAGAGGGACACAGGAGCUCAGACAGCGGGGAAAGGAGCAAAGGGGUUUUCACAACGGUAGCAUACAAUGAAAAUAAAUGUACAUGUGGUGUUGAUAUGUAAAUGAAUGAUGAGUCACUUAAAUCACAUCACAUAAUUUAUGCAGUUAAAGGACGUUAUAGUUUUUUCUUCAGUUCUUUCAAUGCAAGCUCCUUUCUGUACUUUUAAUUUCAUAAAAAUCAAAGCUUUAGCAAAACACCAGGGGAGACCUGGUGCUGGUCAUGUAAAACUGUCCACUAUGUGCUGUAAAUUUGCUGUUAUUUAUGUUGCCAAUACAAUGCUCCUUUACACUUUUUUCUGCGAUUGUUUUUCUACUUCACUCAACUGACACUCACCAACAUAAAUGGUACUUACGUGCAACUGUAUAUUUCUAAAAGCCUAAUUUAUAAGAUGACAAACUAUUGUCGCGAUGUUUACUCUGAGACUUUUGUAUUUGAAAUUCUGCUGGAAAUUCUGAAAAAAAGUAAAACUUUUAUUCGAAAAUGUGUUUUGAACAUUU
Messenger RNA from Scophthalmus maximus (turbot), 2511 nucleotides. RefSeq names its product heparan sulfate glucosamine 3-O-sulfotransferase 6. Gene Ontology annotation, molecular function: [heparan sulfate]-glucosamine 3-sulfotransferase activity. The record is from RefSeq and is a predicted model, not a curated record. Lineage: Eukaryota; Metazoa; Chordata; Actinopteri; Pleuronectiformes; Scophthalmidae. Bases 369 to 1466 code for a protein of 365 amino acids. The transcript is spliced from 2 exons.